GAUCCGAGUACAGCAAGUUUCAGAUUCGCACGGGAGGCCUUCGCUUCCCAUAGCUCGCCCUCUCUCACUCGACCCAGGGCAGCAGAUCACUUCUCAGCAAAAGAAGCGGAAAGAGUCUCCGUCCGGGGGUUCCGUUUUGUACACAAGGGAGCGCUUGUCAGAGGAAUCGUUCGAAAGGCCAAUUCGUUGACGAUUGACGGCUGCGAAGAUGAAGACGGUUGAGAUGAUCAUUUUAGGCUUCUCAGUCACAUGUGUCCUCGUUGCUGUCUGCCUGACCAUUUGGUUCAUCAUAGUGCGCUUCUGCAUCGAUCGCCGGGUUGCAGCAGCAGCCCGGAAUGAGAGCGCAGAAAAGCAUGGAGGCGGCAGCGCAGGAUCCAAUUUGACGCGACAAAAUGGCCGGGGAAAGAGUGACCUUGAAUCCGGUGCUGGAAAUCAUCACCUUCAUGGAGGUUCAUGAAAAUCACUAGCCUAUGCACUCACCCUGUCGCCUUGGAGAAAAUCAGUUGGCUCUGAAGACGGACAUCGCAUGCAGCAGUCAAGACCACAGCAGGCAUCUUGUUAGCGAACGAAGCUAAAACUUUCGUGUCCAUGACAAGAAAUCCGUGGCGUGCACGUAUUUGAAGGUGGACAAAGCCAUUGAUGGUGAAACGAGCUCCUUUUGAGGAUUCGACCUUUAGCUACAAAGUCUUCAGAAAGGGUAAUCAUUGUCGAGUGGCUUCGGUCUUCUCAUGAUCAUCACGGUUACGCAAGCUGGCUGUCAUUGUCGACCGAAGGGGACUACGCCACUUAUGAUCUACAAAGAGCUAGAUACUACGUGAGGAGGAGCAUAUACACACCAGAAUCUUGGAGCAACCACGAGGAUUUGGUUUAAAUCCUCGUGCCAGCAAACGGUGCAUGACAUGCUGCAGAACUUGUGGAGAGUUGACAUGGCUGUACUCGCAUGCGCAAGCCGAGCCUCAUUCUGCAUAAGUAAGCUUGAUCGUGUCCGCAUUAUGUACAUGCCAGUCCGGUUUCGUCAACAGCCUCUCUUAGGCGCACAGAUUGAAGAAAAUCAUGGCCCAUCUUCUCUGCUGUGACGACUAUUUGUUGCAGGUCUGCGUGUGGAUUGUGUACACGCAGGGAAAGGUAGGGCACAAGAAUCGGAAGACGCCUUCUACAAUCGCUGGUCAUUCCUCGAUGAGCGGCAGACUGGCACAGGUCGGACAGGAAUCCAUGGCACUCUAAAUCGGCACUCUAGCCCAUCAAAAACGAAACUUCUGCACCUGCAGACAGUACUUCAGAGAACAAUCAGCAAAUAGUUUGAGAUUCAAGGCAUCUGCCUGGACUAUUCUCCCCAAUCCUUCCGAUCCGUCUCCUCGUUUGAGCUGUGGAGAUUACCUCAGAGAUUAGCUUUGAGAGGAAAGUACCCGGCGAGCAUUGUCUUCACGGCUUAUACUGAUCGAAACUCAAUACUUCCGACUUGGACUUUUUGUGACACUCAAUAAUCCGUUCUUUCGAAAUUUUUUUCUUUUUUUAGUUGGUUCUCGUUGAAAUAUUCGUUACUGCUUAAAAUAGCUCAGACAAAUUGAGCAUCUUCAGCUUAUAAUUACUGGAACCAUAAAACCUCUGAUCUACCCUUCCUCUUGUAUUUACAGCAGCGAAGAAAAUAGCAAACUGCUUCAUUUGGUUUGCAAAAUCUUACAAACCAUAUAACAUGUCUAAAACAAUUAGCUAUGUACAUAUAAUUCACGAACCGAAGUAAACUCACAAAUUUGCAAUUUAUACCAACUCCCAGAUUUCUGUAUGAGAGAUCGGAUUAUUCAUCCUGCUAUAUGAUAUUUUUAAGUUCUACGUCCCAAUAUCAGCAUAGAAUAGUGGAAAGAUCGAUCAGUCUUGAUCGAUUCAAUGUUUCUUGAAUUUUAAGUAAUAACUUCAGAUUUUAGAGCUUGUUUGUUC
Messenger RNA from Marchantia polymorpha subsp. ruderalis, 1935 nucleotides. NCBI's taxonomy places the organism in Eukaryota, Viridiplantae, Streptophyta, Marchantiopsida, Marchantiales, Marchantiaceae. The record is from the annotation of a GenBank genome assembly.